AUACCAAGCAUCACGACCCAAACCUCGUUCCGUGUCCUCGGAGUAACGAAAGUAAAAAGUCGAUCGUAUAAUACUGACCUCCUGGAACUGCCAUUUCCACCAUCUUCUUUUUCUCCUUGCUUGCAUGGUCAACUUACUGGUUUAACAAGACAUCCCUGAGAUCCCAGCCAUCCUCGCCAUCGAGACCCAUAAUCAACAUGCGUCGUUUCAACUGGAUCCUAUCUUUCUGCUUUGCUAUACUGGUCUUUGCAACAUUCGCACUCGCCGGCCCACUCUCUGAGACAUCGUCUCCGAACCCUGCCAACAGGCUUGUCAAACGCUCAGCCUGCAGCAACGGUAUCAAGACCAACUGCGGUUCUGCAAGUGUAGGAUGUUCCGGAUCUCAAUGCACCGUUUGCUGUGGCACGUGUUGCCAAUGUUUCACUUCUCCUCGCGACAACUCUUGUGGUAGUUCAACGCCAAUUGUGACUCCAAACUGCAGUGGCAAGUGCGGUUCAGGAGGUGCUUCCUCUUUCUCGUCUACAGGACGUGGCUCUUCCACCUCUUCUGGGACCAUUAAAAACAGUCUCCUUUGUCGCUUAUUCAAGGUUGGAUGCUAGUUUGUAUGGGGUUUCAAGUGGUAGGAACUCAAAUUGCAAGCAAGGAACAGUCCAGCCACAAUAUGAUUGACCUAAGUCCUGGUACUCAAGUAUGCAAAACUCUGUAGAAAGUC
Molecule: messenger RNA, 712 nt
Organism: Aureobasidium pullulans EXF-150
Lineage: Eukaryota; Fungi; Ascomycota; Dothideomycetes; Dothideales; Saccotheciaceae
Exons: 2
Coding region: 198-599 (133 amino acids)
Source: RefSeq, a predicted model, not a curated record